Sebastes umbrosus (honeycomb rockfish) is the source of this 8095-nucleotide messenger RNA. Its product is annotated as AT-rich interactive domain-containing protein 1B-like. Gene Ontology annotation, cellular component: SWI/SNF complex; nucleoplasm; brahma complex. The transcript is spliced from 22 exons. Gene Ontology annotation, molecular function: nucleosome binding; DNA binding. NCBI's taxonomy places the organism in Eukaryota, Metazoa, Chordata, Actinopteri, Perciformes, Sebastidae. The record is from RefSeq and is a predicted model, not a curated record. Gene Ontology annotation, biological process: chromatin remodeling; regulation of transcription by RNA polymerase II; positive regulation of DNA-templated transcription. The coding region runs from base 852 to 7982 and encodes 2376 amino acids.
AGAGCUGCAGAGAACUGGCUUGAGCCGAGGGACAGAGAGAGAGGAUGGGAAGAGGGAAAAUCAGAUCUGGAUAACUGCGCAGAAACUCACUCGGGCAAACUUAACAUCUGCUGGUGGGUUUAUUUGGAAGGAUCCAUGUGGACAAAGAGGAACAAUGCCUCGUGCGUAAAUUGGAAAUCUGUCACGGCUAUUGUUUGUUUAAAAGUAAUAUGCACUUUAAACCCAAAGGGGAAGGAUUGCACUCCUUGUUGACAGUCUGACGCGCAAAUUGUGUCAAAGAAAUCUGGAUUUUUAUGAUGACAUUAAGGAAAUGUAGUAAAUGUAAAAUGUAAAUACUGCCAACAUCAAUGUAUGUAUGUCUUUUAUUAACGUAAAAUGAGCCUUCAAAGCGUAAAAAACACAUCAAAAUGCAGAGCGCGUAAUGGCUCGCUACUCCAGUCCGGAUUUUCCAUGCGAGGCUUGCCGGAGCCCUGGAGGUGGAUAAGCUGGUAAGAGCCCGCUCUCUCUCAUGCCAUGCUGGGCCACAAGGGCUCCGGGAGACGCUGCUACAUAUUACCGAGAACCGGGAUGGAGGAGAAGAGGCGGAGGGGGGAAGGAGAAAAAAAAAGUUUCGUUUAAAGCCUUGGCAGAGAGAAACUUUCAACAUGAUGAAGCCUCACUGACGCACCAACAACAGCAACACCAGCGCUAUAGAACAAAGCUUGCUUUUUUUCCACUGAAUCUAUUUUUUCUCCUCCCAGCUUGUUUUUUCUUCCCUCUCUUGUGUUAUUUCUCUGUGCGUGUGCUCACACGGCUGGUCGGAGCUCGCUGUCACUGCGCGCUGUAGAGGAGGAGGAGAUGUUGGAGUGACCAUGGCUGCGCAAGUUGCAUCGGCUCCGACCAGAACUAAUAACAAGAAUAAGAAAUUAUCCAGCGGUUUGGGUUCAGUGGAGCUCAAUUCGGGGAAAUCGGCUGGAGGAGGUGUUGGAGGAGGUGUUGGAGGAGGAGGAGGCACCGUACAGCAGCGGACUGGACCGAUGCUGGGCGCCGGAGAUGGGACUCUGAAUAAUGUAGACCAUCACAACCACCGCCGGAGCGAGCUCAACAACAUGGUUCAUUCAACUUCCACGACUCACAGCAACGUGUCGUCGGACGGCGGCCACCACGACAAGGAUGGGAAUAACCUCACGUCCGCCGCGCCGGCUUCUUCGACUACUAACUCAACCACUUCCUCGAUGGAAACGGGUUUGAUCGCGAACCACAAGCUGAAAUGUGGAGAUCCCCCUCAGUCUCAACAACCACCACCACCGCCGCAGCAGCAGCAGCCGCAAUUCGGCCAAUUUGCGCCACAUCAGCAGCAGCAGCGACAGAUCCAAAGUAACAACAGUAACAACGGCCAGGGGCCCCGUGGGGACCGGGGGAUGGAUCACCAACACCACGGUGGAAAGGAGAACCUGUUGGGGGGCCAGGUGGAGCCACAGCAGCAGCAGCAGCACAUGCCAGGUAAAGGUGAGGUGGAGCUCACCUGUAAAGAGAGGAUGAUGGGUGCCAGGUAUGAACACUCUAACUUGGGGCCAACUAGUAACAACUCUGAGUUCAACAACAACAACUAUUACACUCCGAGGCCCUGUUAUGAGCAACAUGGCGGACAGCAGCAAGGCAGUGGGAUGGGGAUAACGCACACCUCGGCACAUAAUAGCAGCAUGGAGAACUCCCACGAAGCAGGGUACCACCACAACAGCAGCCAGUACAAUCAGUAUUCUGGGUACCGGGCGGGGUAUGGUGGUGGUGGAGGGGCCUACGGGAUGAUGGGGGGCCCCUCUGGGUGCAGGCAACCUGGGAACAUGAUGAUGGGCAGCAACUCCUCAUCAGCAAGCCACGGUAAAGCUCCCCUAGGAGCUGCUGCUUCUGGAGGCUUUCAGAGGUUCCCAGGACCGAGUCAGCAGCAGCAGCAGCAGCAGCAUCCCUCAGGGGCCACCCCGACACUCAACCAGCUGCUGACGUCCCCCAGCCCCAUGAUGCGGGGCUACGGAGGUGCAUAUCAAGACUACAGCGGCUCAGCAUCGGCGCAGCAGCAGCAGCAAGCCGGCAUGGGCCUGGGGAAAGACGUGGGGCCCCAGUAUGGAGCCACCUCGGCCCACGGUGGCUGGGGAGGAGGAGGAGGAGGGCAGCAGAGAAACCAUCCUCAUUCAGGAGGAGGAGGAGGAGGAGGAGGAGGGCAAGGCCUUGGCAGGACGCAGGUGUCUAUGGACUUCAUGGCUAUGAAGCGCUCGCAGCUGUACAGCAUGGCCAACAAUCCCUACUCCAGCCCACAGCAGCCAGGGGGCGGGCCUUACCCACCUAGCCAGCCAUACACAUCGCCUCCUCCACACAGAUACCCAAUGAGCAUGCAGGGGAGGGGCCAAAUGGGCAUGGGCGGGAUGCAGUAUCCUCAACAGCAGCAGGUGGCGCCAUAUGGCCAGCAGGGGAUGGGGGGCUACAGCCAGCAGCAGCAGCAGCAGCAGCAGCAGCAGGCGGGGCAGCAGGGAACCCCUCCGUACUUCAGCCCCCCUCAGCAGACCCCCCCUCCGGGCCCGACCCAGAGCCCCUACCUGCAACCUCGACCACCGCCACAACAGGAGGCCCAACAGGAGACGUACAGCACCAGGGGUCCAGCCCCAGGGAACCCUGGGAAGGCCAACAAUGAGGACGGCGUCCCCCAAGACCGCCCGUCCAGUCUGCCGGAUCUGUCCGGCUCGAUUGAUGACCUCCCCACUGGGACGGAGGCCGGUCUGGGCUCAGCCGUCAGCGUCGGCGGCGGCUCCUCCAGCAGCAGCAGCAGUAGCCAAGGGGAGCAGGGAGGGGCCAGCAACCAGGGGCAGUCCCCCUUCUCCCCCCACGCCUCCCCCCACCUCCCCAGCCAGCGGAGCGGGCCCUCUCCCUCCCCCGUGGGCUCGCCUGCGGGCUCCACUCAGUCUCAGCACUCGCGAUCAGGCUCUGGACCCAUCUCUCCCGCCAGCGGACCCUCAGCCAACACCACCGCGCCAGGUUCGGCGAUGGCCCCACAGAGCUCUGGGAACGGACCAGAAGGAGCCCACCCGCCAAUCACCCGCUCACCUAUGGCUCAGGAGAAAGGGUUCAUGUCCAACAUGCAGAGGAGCCAGGCUGGCUCUCAGUUUGCUUCUCCUCAGUCCGGACCUCCUAUGUCCCCCCACCCCUCACCUGGGGGCCCAGUGUAUCCUGGGAUGGGUCCCUACUCCCAGAGCGGCGGCCCUUCAGGCCCAUAUGGACCUCAAGGAUCACAGUAUGGACACCAAGGUAACUAUCCUCGGCCCUCCAACUACGGUGGGCCCGCCAGUACCAGCUACAGCGGCCCCGGCAUGACCAACAGCCUUGGGAUGAAUGCUAGCAGCCCCAUGCACGGCCAGGGGCCCGGCCAGCCCAUACCUGUAGGACGCAGCCACGGCCCCGGCAGCCAGAACAGGGUGUACCCGCCCAUGGCUCCAAGCUCCCCCAGCAUGCCCCAGCCAGCCGGGCCCGGGAUGGGCCCUCCUUCUUUGGGUAGCUCUAACCGUAAGGCCCAGGAGGGAGCAGCAGCUGCCAUGCCGGGAACUGCCAACUCAACACACAACAGACGGCCUCCAUAUGCGAGGUCCCCAGCCCAGAUGCAGCCACCCCACCCCACCUCCACCCACUGGACCACACCCCACCCCGCCUCUACCCGUCCACCACCUUCACCUCCACUCAGACCUCACCAUCCACCCAUCCUGCCACCCCCACAUUCACAGCACCAUAGGCAGGGCAGUUAUCAAAGCCCCGGCAUCAGCCAGGCGAGCACCAUGGCGACCACUGUCCCCUACAGCCAGCCAACGGGAAACAACAGCUCAGCCAUGGGCAACAACGCACAAGGUCCAGCCUACAAUAUGCCGCCUUCAGGAGCCAUGGGAAUGUCGGGAGACGGGAUGAUGAGCGCAGACGGGAAAGCGAAAACGGACGUAAAAGACGAUAGCGGCCCCGCCAACGAGCCUCACAAACCAAAGCUACAGGACGGCUACAGCAACAAUAACAGCAACAGCAGCUCCCAGCAGUGUGUGUCGCAGCCAGCCACGCCAGGCGGUGCCCUGCCCGUGCCCUCCCCCCUCUCUCCCAGCCCAGCCAGCCUGUCCUCCUACCACGGAGACGACAGCGACAGCAUCAGCAGCCCCCCCUGGCCCCUCAAGACCCCCGCCAGUCCUAAAGCCAACCCGAACUCCUCCGCCCUCAGUGGGGAGCGAAUCACGCGGCUGUUUGAGCUGGGUGUGGAGCCUGAGAGGCGGGGCUGGGUGGAGCGAUACCUGACCUUCAUGGAGGAGAGGGGUACGCCUGUCACCCAGCUUCCCGCUGUGGGCAAGAAACCGCUGGACCUCUGGAAGCUCUACAUAGCUGUCCGGGAGAUCGGAGGCCUCGCCAUGGUAAACAAGAACAAGAAGUGGCGCGAGCUGUCCACCACCCUGAACGUGGGCACAUCCAGCACCUCCGCCAGCUCGCUCAAGAAGCAGUACAUCCAGUAUCUGUUUGCCUACGAGUGUAAGAUGGAGAGGGGAGAGGAGCCGCCGGCAGACAGCAGCAGCAGUGGCAGCAGCAGCAUGGCUGGAGGGGACAGCAGGAAGCAGGUCAAGAUCCAGCCACCCUCACCUGCUAAUUCCGGCGGCUCCCUCCAAGGCCCGCAGACGCCCCAGUCCUCUGGCAGCAGCUCUACAGCGGAGGCAGCAGGGGAUCUGAAACCCCCCACACCUGCCACCACCCCUCUGGGACAGGUCACACCACUGCCCCCCAACAGGAGCAGCGUGAGCGUACAGGACCCCUUCUCGGAGGUGAGCGACCCGGCCUUCCAGAAGCGUGCUACCUCCCUGCCCCCCUCGGCUCCUUACCAGCAGGGCCUCAGCAUGCCCGACAUGAUGAUGAGGAUGCAGUACGAAGCCAAGGACCCCUUCGCCGGGAUGAGGAAGAUGGCGGGAGCUGAUCCCUACAUACCAGGCCAGAUGCCCAGCGGUGGCAUGCAGGACAUGUACGGUCGACCCCCGUCAGCCUUGAGCAUGAGCCAACGGUCGCAGUAUCCAUACGGGCCAGGCUACGACAGGAGACCGGACCAUGUGAUGGGGAUGGAGGGGAACAUGGGUCCCCCUGGGAGUCAGAACAACAUGGGACCUUCUAACAGUGAGGGCAGCAUGUACUCUCCCAGUAGAUACCCUUCACAGCAGAGACACGAUGGCUACAGUCAGCAGUAUCCCAGCAUGCCAUAUGGGAUGCAUCCAUCUGGGAUGUACCCACAGCAACAGCAGGGCUACAAACGGCCCAUGGACGGCAUGUAUGGCCCCCCACCCAAGAGACACGAGAGCGACAUGUAUGCCAUGCAGUACGCCAACCAGCAGCCGGACAUGUACAACCACUACGGUGGUGGGUACUCCGGCCCUGAACACAGACCCAUCCAGGGACAGUUCCCCUACCCCUACCCCCGCGACCGCAUGGCCCCCUCGGGUCAGAGCCAGCACAGUAUGAUGGGUGGGGGCCCCACUCCUAACCAUGCCACCGAUGGCCCCAACAUGUGGCCAUCCAGGACAGAUCUGGGCUACCCCUACCCCAACAGACAGGGGCCGCCGUCGCAAAUGCCACCUUACGGCUCAAUCGGUAGAGAUGACAUGGAUGGGCGGCCGGGGCAGGAGCAGUGGCACCGCCAGUCUCCCUACAUGUCGUCAUCAGGUGGCAUGCCUCCCUUGUCUUCACGCCAGCCAUCCUCUUAUUCCAACUCUCCAUCCAUGGCCAACCACCUGCCCAGAGCACCCAGCCCGGGGGCCUUCCAGCGCUCCAUGGACUCUAGGAUGUCACCCAGCAAAGCACCGUUCAUGUCACCCAUGAAGAUGCCUAAGCCUGGGAUGGCCAUGAUGGGCUCACAGGGAGGCGGACCUCUUGGUCACUUUCCUCCCAACCUGAGGCGGGACCUCAACUAUCCACCAGGAUCCGUGGAGGCCUCCAUGCCGAUUCUCAAGCCCCGACGCAAGCUCACCUCCAAGGACACCGGAACGCCCGAGGCCUGGCGCGUGAUGAUGUCUCUGAAGUCUGGCCUGCUGGCAGAAAGCACAUGGGCUCUAGACACCAUCAACAUCCUGCUGUACGAUGACAGCACCGUGGGCUCCUUUAACCUCUCCCAGUUGCCUGGAUUCCUCGAGCUGAUUGUGGAGUAUUUCCGCCGCUACCUGAUCGAGAUCUUCGGCAUCCUGGAAGAGUUUGAGGUGGGGACUGUGGCUCAGAAAAGCCUUUUGGACCCUGCUGCUAACCAGAAAGAAGAAGAAGAAAUCAUCCCUGAGCUGGAAACGGACUCUACUGCCCAACCUGAACCAGAGUCAGCUCCGGCAGCAGAGACGCCGGUGGAGCAAGCAGGAGGCGUCGCGGAGGAAGCUCCACCAGUCGCCGCAGAGCCGGAGUCAGCGGAGGUGAACGGUGAGAAGGAGAAGGAGGAGGAGUGUGAGGUGAGCAUAAAGAAGGAGGACAAGAAUGAAGAGGACGGAGAGAAAGAGGGGAAAGAAGAAGAAGAGAGUGAAAAAGGCGCAGAGAGUAAAAAGGAAUGUGUCGACCAGCCUGUUGCAGAGCUAGAACCUAAACCUAAGCAAGCCAGUAAAUAUGAUAAGCACCCCAUCAAGAUUGUCCACAAAGAGGAUCUGAUUGAAGACAUGACAGAGCACUUAGGCUACGUCACCGAGUUCACCAGCGGGUUGAUACACUGGCAGGCUGGCGGAGGCGAUUCCACCGCACACAUUCAAACACAAUUCGAACCCCGGAGCGAGCCACCUCCCAGGGCGGAUGGAAAAACAGGAAAAGAGGAAAACAAGGUGGACGAAGGGAAGAAACAACCGCUGAAACACAUCACCGCUACUAUUGAUGAUGUUCUGUGCGCUCGGGUCGACGCCCUUUCUUACGCCCACCCCGCGCGCUCUUUGCCCUCCUACCCCUUCAGGGUGCAUCAGGAUGGGGAGCAGGACCACAUCACCUUGCUGGAGGACGAGCCUCGCUGCGUGGACGAGGCCGCGCUCUCCACGUCCUCCGCCUGGCAGGACUCGCUGGCCAAGCGGUGCCUCUGCGUGUCCAACAUCGUCCGGAGCCUGUCCUUUAUCCCCGGGAAUGACUUGGAUAUGUCGCGCCACCCCGCUCUGGUUCUCCUCCUGGGCAGGCUGCUCCUGCUGCACCACCAGCACCCGGAGAGGAACAGAUCGCCUCCUAGCUACCAGAGAGACGAGCAGCAGGAGCAGGGGCUGUCGGGCAGCAAAGAGGAGUGGUGGUGGGAGUGUCUGAGUCUGCUCAGGGAGAACGCCAUGGUCACUCUGGCCAACAUCUCGGGUCAGCUGGACCUCUCCACCUAUCCCGACACCAUCUGCCUCCCCAUCUUGGACGGCCUUCUCCACUGGAUGGUGUGCCCUUCAGCCGAAGCCCAGGACCCCUUCCCAUCAGCAGCACCCCACUCCCAGCUCGCUCCCCAGAGGCUGGUGCUGGAGUGCCUCUGCAAGCUGAGCAUCCAGGCCGGCAACGUCGACCUCCUGCUUGCCACGCCGCCUUUCAGCCGACAGGAGAAACUCUUCACCGUCUUGUUCCGCUACGUGAGUCAGAGGAAGGCCCAGGUGUACAGGGAGAUGGCGGUGGCUGUUCUCUCCCACCUGGCACAAGGAGACCCCACAGCGGCACGCGCCAUAGCCAUACAGAAGGGCAGCGUGGGUUACUUCGUAGGCUUCUUGGAGGAUGGCGUCAGCAUGGCGCAGUACCAGCAGAACCCUCACAGCCUGCUGCACAUGGGGCACCCCCCUAUGGACCCACCUAGCAUAAACAUGAUGUGCAGAGCAGCUAAAGGCCUGUUGGCUAUGGCUAAAGUGAAGGAGAACAAGAGAGAGUUUGUGCUGUACGAAAGCAGAUUAUUAGACAUCUCCAUUUCCUCCGUGCUCAACACGGGGGUGGUGGCUAUUAUUUGCCAAGUUCUCUUUCACUUAGGGAAAUUAUGACAAGAGGAGAGGCAGGACUCGCACGGCAGGCGCUAAGGCGGACAAGAUACUUCUGUGGUUUUCUAUUUUUAUUUAUCAAAAAUGACAGAAAAUGUUUGUUUUUUUUAAAGAAA